UGUGUAUAGAUUCCUUAUCUGGGCUCCCAUCAAGAUGAACGGAAUGAAAGGUUUACUGAUUUUUGCAGUGCUUUUGAACUGCUUCAAUGGCAUCUAUUCAAGUUUAACUGUUGAAGAGCUAACGCAAAUGAUGACGUCUUUUCGAGUGCAAUGUCAAGCCCAAACCGGAGCUUCUGAUGAUCUUAUUGAUGGAAUUAAUGUGGGCCAAUUUCCAAGAGACCAAAAUUUAAUGUGCUACAUAAAUUGUUUACUUACAAUGAUGCGAAUGAUAAGGAAGGGAAAAUUCAAUUCUGAAUUGGCAGUUAAGAAUAUAAAUAUGUUCUUGCCUGAAUUUAUGCGCGAAGAAUGGUUGAGGGGAGUUGCAGCAUGCAAAGAUCAUGGAGAAGAUAUUGUCGAUCAAUGCGAAAGGAUAUAUUCAAAGAUUGAAUGUUUCUCCAGGAAUAACGAACAUUUCAUAUUUCCAUAGCCUCUAGCAGUGAAAGAAUCUUCCCCAUUUUAAAAGUUUUUCUACACUAUUUUUUACACACCGUCUCCACUUGCAUUUAGUUUCCAUUACAUUAGAUACACUUUGACCGUUGAAAUCCAAUGGAAGUGGAGAAUAGUUGAAAGCUGUCGCUUAUUCUUUAGGUUUUGAAGUUUUGCUCGAUUACAAUUUAAGCAAUAAAAAUAUUACGAUCAGAAUAUUAAGAUCAAUAUUCAAAUCUUGGUAUAUUUUCCGAAAUGACUUCGGGUAGGAUGAUUUCAAUUGUAGAUUUUAUGUAGUUUAAUGUAGUGUAUUUACU
Sitodiplosis mosellana (orange wheat blossom midge) is the source of this 782-nucleotide messenger RNA. RefSeq names its product general odorant-binding protein 72-like. Lineage: Eukaryota; Metazoa; Arthropoda; Insecta; Diptera; Cecidomyiidae. Gene Ontology annotation, molecular function: odorant binding; dibutyl phthalate binding. Bases 35 to 466 code for a protein of 143 amino acids. The record is from RefSeq and is a predicted model, not a curated record. Gene Ontology annotation, biological process: olfactory behavior; sensory perception of smell. The transcript has 4 exons. Gene Ontology annotation, cellular component: extracellular region.